Messenger RNA from Python bivittatus (Burmese python), 3218 nucleotides. It is a transcript of the gene BCS1L, whose product is annotated as BCS1 ubiquinol-cytochrome c reductase complex chaperone. NCBI's taxonomy places the organism in Eukaryota, Metazoa, Chordata, Lepidosauria, Squamata, Pythonidae. The record is from RefSeq and is a predicted model, not a curated record. Gene Ontology annotation, molecular function: ATP binding; ATP hydrolysis activity.
GGAAGGGAAAGUGGGGGGAGCUUGUCUUCCUGUGUCUCCAUUAGUAUAUGCGGUAGCGUGGAAAGUGAGGUUUUUCUUCUUUUUUUAAGUUCCCGUUUGUAUGACGGAUAGCAGUAUGAGGCUUUGAAAGAAAUGCCACACGGAGUGGUUAUUUAAUCCUGGCAUUAUUUGCUCAUCCCACACACAAUGCCUUUUUCUGACUUUGUCUUGGCCCUAAAGGACAAUCCAUAUUUUGGGGCAGGCUUUGGUCUAGUUGGUGUAGGCACAGCCUUGGCCCUGGCACGUAAGGGGGCCCAGUUUGGCAUGGUGGUUUUCAAACGGCAUUAUAUGAUCACUCUGGAAGUGCCAAGCAGAGACAAGAGCUACCACUGGCUGCUGAACUGGAUAUCUCACCAUGCUAAGCACACCCAGCACCUGAGUGUGGAGACUUCUUACCUGCAACAUGAGAGUGGCCGUGUCAGUACAAAAUUUGAUUUUAUUCCCAGCCCUGGGAAUCAUUUCAUUUGGUAUCAAAGGAAGUGGAUCCGUAUAGAACGGAACCGAGAGAAACAAAUGAUUGAUCUCCAUACAGGCACUCCUUGGGAGUCUGUCACAUUUACAGCAGUUGGCAACAAGCGAGAGAUUUUCUUCAACAUCCUGCAAGAAGCCAGGGAAUUGGCUCUGAGACAGCAAGAAGGAAAAACAGUAAUGUAUACAGCAAUGGCUGCUGAAUGGCGGCCAUUUGGCUUCCCACGCCGACAACGCCCACUCACAUCUGUGGUGCUUGACAAAGGAAUAUCAGAAAGGAUUGUGCAAGAUGUGAAAGAGUUCAUUGAUAACCCCAAGUGGUACAUUGAUCGAGGAAUACCUUAUCGGAGAGGAUACCUACUGUAUGGCCCCCCAGGUUGUGGCAAGAGCAGUUUCAUCACAGCCCUGGCUGGAGAAUUGCAAUACAGCAUCUGUCUUCUGAGCCUGAGUGAUCGAAGUCUCUCAGAUGAUCGCCUCAACCAUCUGAUGAGUGUAGCUCCACAACAGAGCAUCAUUCUCUUGGAAGAUGUGGACGCUGCCUUUGUCAGUCGGGACCUUGCUGCUGAGAAUCCUGUUGCAUAUCAAGGCAUGGGGCGCCUGACUUUCAGUGGCCUUCUCAAUGCGUUGGAUGGCGUAGCUUCUUCUGAAGCCAGACUAGUAUUUAUGACUACCAAUUAUGUGGACAGGCUGGAUCCAGCCCUGAUUCGGCCAGGCCGGGUAGACCUCAAACAGUACAUUGGGCAUUGUUCACAGUGGCAAUUCAAACAGAUGUUCCAGAGAUUCUAUCCAGACCAGCCAGCUGCUGUAGCUGAGCAAUUUGCUAAACGAGCCCUUUCUGUCUCUGAUCAAAUCAGUGCUGCACAAGUGCAAGGUCAUUUCAUGUUACACAAAGCAGAUCCAAAUGAAGCCAUUCAGAAUGUGCAGAUGCUUUUAUCUUGAUUCUGAACAAACACUGAGAAAAUGUUGAAAGUAAUUGCGUGGGCUGUUCACACAGCACACAGUAACUAAGGGUGAUGCUCUUAAUAUAUCUGCCUCAGUGAGGUGGUCCUUUUUGUCAAAAAAAUAAAGAAUAAAACAAUCUCAUCUUGCACAUCUCUUAAAAUAAAUCGAACAUGGAGUUCAGAUUGAAGGACUUUUCCCUACUGUAAUUCCCUAUUCAGAGGAGCCAUCUUCCCCUCUCCAGACGAGUCUGUGUCACAGUAACUGCUAUAGUAAUAUACUGAGGAGGCACUCGGUCCUUCAGAAUUGAUGGCUCUAGGGCACGCCAUCCAACUUCAAGCAAUUUACAGCCUCCAGAAAGGGAACAAAGUCUAAAACUUCUGUCCUACACCAAAGCCAGACCUAUCCUGUCUUGACCUGCCAAGCUCAGAAAAUGGUUACAGUGGAGGGAGCAGCAAAGCCUGUAAUAGGCUACCUCUGUAUGCGUGGGCAGUUGACUAUACUGCAGAUAGAUGGAUUGGUUUUAAUUUUGCUUUGAGGAGAUGGAAACUGCCUGCCAGCAUUAGAGGUUAAUAAAAUGCUUUUUAUAGAAUAUGAUACUGAAAUAGAACAACCUGUUUCUCAUAUUUCUCUGUUUCUCUGGAUCUGUUAUUUUGAUCUAUGGACUUCCACUGACUUUGUAUUGAGAACAGAGUGAGCCUGUAACUGUUCCAGCCUAUUCUUGCAAAUACCAUGCAGCCAAGGAAGACUCCUGCUACUCUUACUUUCAACCCUUAAAGAACCAGAACUUUUUUUCCCAGACCAUCGUCGUUAGCACACUCAGUCUAAUUUGUGAAGCAUGAUAGCCCUACAAAGUUCUGGAAAUUGUAAUUUUUUGUGUAGAUUUUUAAUGAGGCUACCAGAUUGGGCUGCAAAAAUCCAGAUGACAACUAGGAGGCAGCAGUGAAUUUUCUGUACCUCUCCACCAUCUGGUGAUCCUUUGGUCAUAUUCUUCAACCUCUCUUGUUUAAAGCCUUCAUUGUGGUGCUAACUGCAGAUUCCUUGGGGAAGAUGCCAUGAGAACUUGAUUAGUUUAGGUUUUGUAAAGUGGGUAUAUCAUUUCUAUAUGGUGCUGUUAUAACAAUUCAAAGAAGAGACAAGUCAGCCAAUGAAAAUUGAUUCUGAAGGGACCUGAUUCUGAUCUAGUAGCUACUGGGAUCCAAUCCAAUAAGGUACUUUUCUCUGAAACUAUUUUCCAUAUUCCUUCCAUGACAAGAAUUAAAAUCUGGCAUAUAAUAACACAAAGUUAAUUGAGCCAUGGUUUACUGUAUUAACAAAGUAUACUAAGCGAUAACACAUUUUAGCAUGAAAACAAAGUCCCCCAUCCCCAUAAGAAUUUAGUAACAUUCCCAUUGAUUUUUCAUGGCUGUACUUAAUCAGGUCAGGUAAAGGGUUAGUGUGAUGCAGAUUCAAGACCAACACUAUUCACAGUAUCAGGCCAUACCUCCUUGUUUCCACCACAUCCAUAUACUGAUUCAUCCAUUGCCUUUUCCUUAAAUAUUUCACCUCUUCUCAUUUUAAGAAUCUCAUCAAUUCCAUCCAACCAUAACUAUCUUGGUCUUCCUUUCCUCAACCCAUUGUCUUCCUUCAUAUAUUUGGUUUGGGGUUCAAUCUUCAUUCUCUAUAUGAUUAAAGUUACUAUCUCCCCAAUUAAUAUACUCUUUAAUCAUAGCUAUUGUCCUAUUACUUUCUUCCACUCAGUUUCUAAUUUCUUAAAUGUAACAUUCAUAUGC